Molecule: messenger RNA, 2721 nt
Organism: Lachancea meyersii CBS 8951
Lineage: Eukaryota; Fungi; Ascomycota; Saccharomycetes; Saccharomycetales; Saccharomycetaceae
Source: the annotation of a GenBank genome assembly
AUGGCUUUGUUUGUUAAAGUGUUUUUGGCCACGCUGUGUCUAACUAGCACGGCUUUCGCCAGGUAUUCAAAUGCUAGCACCACAAGUGUCUCUUCGGUGCCAAAAACCACACCAACUGCAUUUUUUUCCACAGUGAGUCUCGUUGACUCUUACACGGGUACCAGCUCGUCAACUGAUAAAGAACAUUGGUUUCUCUUGCAAGCCGAAAUUUACGUUUCUGCAGGGUUCACCGGCGAGCUGUAUCUGGCUGCGCCUGAAAGUCUGCAAGGGUUCCCUGAAGAGUCGUUUGAUCUGGUUCAAGACAUGACGUCCGUUGGGACAGUCUCCAGAAACUCUUCAAAUAUCUUUACGAUAAGGCCCGACACAUCGAACACUGAUAAGUCGUCCACUUUCAAUGUUCUCGCUAGCCUUUCUUCCGACUUGAAGUCUUCAAUUACCGGCCCUCAAACCGUUGAUUUUGAGUUUGACCUUUCCCCGGGCUCUAAACUUGUGAAGACGAUCGACUUCAUUGCGCAAGACCUGUCAAAAUCUCAAACAAAUGCUCAGGUUGACGAACAGAACCGUGUCACUUACACACUUGAUAUCCCAUUCAGCGAAUAUCCUGGGGCGCUCAACUUUGCCGCCUCUUUCUCCUACUCGGAGUCGUUUAGUUUUGACACCUCGUUGACUUCCGUCCAGGUCGUUACUGCCGUCGAUGCUUUUAACCAACCGACUAAAGGAAUCACAUUAACAGCUGUCGAAGACAAUUCAGAUGAGUCUUCCAUCAAUUUGAGCCUAACUUCUCAGAUUAGCGGUGGUAAGUUUAUUCGUAUCAGCUACACAACUACGGCAAUCAACAAUGCGGUAGCCGUUGACACACUGGCGAUUUUGAACUAUCCGACUUUAUCAACAUACAAAAGAGAUAUAUCCAUUACUUUCGAGGAUCGCGUUGUGCUGAAAACUACCACAAACGUUGACAGUUUUGGAGAGGUCAUUCACGUUAUGACCGGAUCUGGUGCUUUCCCCACGGUCUCUGGCGUCAAUUCUACCAUUUCUUCAACAAUGUCGUCAAGUUUCGAAACAGCGACUCAAUCGUCUGCCAAUGAGACUACUUCUUCAAGCUUGUCGACCUCGACAAAUGGGACAUCCGUCGAAUACACAGUCAUUCCGAUUGCCAAUGGGAGUGCCGCAACAGGCGGCUCUGCUACUGCGCCUGUCGUAUCAGCUACAAUUUCCGCUUCGAAUUCAAGCACUGCUACGAUUACGCCGACCCAAGUACAGCAUUCUUCUCUAAAUGACACUAGUGGUGGAUCAUUCACUUCGAACAGUAAGGGAGUUCUCCUGACGUAUACUGUUGUGACCCGCACAAGUGACGGAGAGUACGAAGUCUACACAAGUUUCUUCCCAGUUGCGACAUUGACCCCCCAACUUCCCGCGAAUUCUAGUGUCGCUACCUCAAGAACUAACUACGUCUUUAAUUCGGCUGUUUCUUCGACAAAUGCCUACCCUACUCGAACAGUCUUCAACAGGACGUUCAGUGGCGAGUAUUCAGUGUACACGUCACUGGUUCCCGUUGCAACUUUAAGCGGUAGUGAGACCAGCAGCUUGACCAAAAUAUCAUCUGCUGGUAGCAGUGUCUCUCAGUCCCAUGGAAACAAGUCUUUGUCCACAAGUAGUGCAAGCUCGGCACACGACCCUAAAUCCACUGCUAAGUCUAGUCAAGGAUCCGAAUCUGUAAACACAGGCUUUGAAGUGACGAAAACUACAAAGUUUCAGACAAAGGCUUACCUCACUUAUUCAGUUAUCACUACGACGAGUGAGGGCAAGGUUUUCGAGUAUACCAGUUGGUUUCCUGUCACGACACUCUCUCCCGAAGUUUCAACCAUCACACUGAGCCAAACUUCCUUAUCUGAGAGCGCGACCACAACCGUCGCGUCAAAGAAGAAGAGCUUGACUGCUUCCGUCUUCACCCAGACAAAAGCAGGCCAAGUUUCUGUUUUUACUAGUAUGGUACCGGUGCAGACGCAGACAUCUCAAAGUACACAGGUGUCUGACUCUCAGCCUGCUAGCAUCAAAAAGACAGCUACAGGUACCAAAUCAACACCUUCAAGCGUAACUGUUUUGGACUCUCCCGGGAAAACCGCUACUGCACUUUCAAACACCACUAUUCUAGACUCCUCGGGACAUACUGCCCAAUCUCUUACCACCAAGUAUGGUGUCUCAUCAGGAAUGAGGGAGUUAACGAGGUCAGAAAUUGUCUUUACUUCCGAGUCGCUUAUUGGUGGCUCUUACCUCGGUGUGGGCUCCGCCAAAUCUGGACGUUCAACAAUUUCAACGGACAGCAACGUUUCUGGCAGCCCCACUGUCGAAUCUGCUGUUACCAAGACUGGUGUGUCUACGAACAUCGCAAAUUCAACGCAACACGAGCUUCUCACUACUUAUGAACACCCUAUUGGAGCAUCCACACAAAGUGCAUUCACCAGCGUCGCAUCAGGCAGCACACAAGUGUCAACACCCAUUACUUUAUCUGGCGGCGCCCAGACCGGACAGAAACAGUCGGAAACAGCUAAGACGGCAACCAUUGGUCGCUCUACCUUAUCGAGCUCGUUCACAAUACAGUAUCAGAGUCUGACUUCGGUCACUUCCUCCAGACCUGACAUUUCGACUUUCGACGGCGCAGGUAAUAAAGUGCGGGGCGGAAUUGUUGGUGCUGCUUUCGGACUUUUUGCGUGUUUGGUAUGA